Molecule: messenger RNA, 3547 nt
Organism: Egretta garzetta (little egret)
Lineage: Eukaryota; Metazoa; Chordata; Aves; Pelecaniformes; Ardeidae
Gene: SLC7A3
Product: solute carrier family 7 member 3
Exons: 16
Coding region: 952-2856 (634 amino acids)
Biological process (GO): amino acid transport; transmembrane transport
Cellular component (GO): plasma membrane
Molecular function (GO): amino acid transmembrane transporter activity
Source: RefSeq, a predicted model, not a curated record
UACCAAGUCCAGGCUUCAGCAUCCCAGUGGGCCUUUGCAGCGGGCACAACCUUCCGCUAUUCCCAAACCCAGCCCCCGGGACACAGAGAUGGAAAGUAAUUCUGCAUCUGCCAGUUGCCUCAUGCAAAGCGGGGAAGCUUGGGGGGACUGAUGCUGCAGCCAGAAGGGGGAAGGCCUGGGCAGCAGCAUGGGACAGGGACAGAGCAUGGGGAGUGGGGAAUUGCUGGAAGCAUCGCAGGUGGGAGCCCAGGAAAUGCACUCAUGCCCAAAAUGCUGUAUUAAUUGGCACUAUGUGGCCUCCUGCCAAUGUGGGCUAGCAGCAUCUGGGCUUGGAGCCUUCACCCCAUGGUCUUUUGGGGUCCUGGGAGUGCUGGUGCCUGUGGGCCUCGGAUGAGCAGCCUGGCUGAGCCCUGGGCUGCCCUAGGAGAGGUGCGGUGUAGCUGCUUUGGGGUGGCAGCCUCUGUGCUUAUUGUUUGUCCACCAUAGCCGCUGUCAAGGUUGGGGGUUGCAGACAGCCGUCCUGGAGGCUCUCCACAGCAAUUCCUACCACGGCUUCUCGCUCCCGACUGCGGCCGCUGGGAAAAGUGGCUUCCCCCAAGCGCUUUUGCCUCGGAUCAACUAUGCAGGAGGUGAUGUGCAAUACGACCCAAGAGCUGAAGGCAAACGGUAAGGCUGACCAGACAUGGGUGUGUGUUGGGUCCUCUUUUUCCAGUGAGUUGGCCCCUGGCCCAACUCCAGGGUGUGGAGAUGCAGUCCCUGCUGAGCAGUCUGCAGGUGAUCAGCUGUCCCAGGAGCUGAAGCGUGUAAAGAACGAGCUGGAGCGAGUGAAGGGCGAGCUUGCUGACAAGACUGCCCAGUGUGAAGCCUAUCGUCAGACGAUCUCUUCCUUGCAGGCUCAGCUCAGAGCAGCAGGGGUUUUGAGCAGCUGAGCACCACCCAGGAGAGGACAAGAUGUUCAGAGGAGAAAUGACCAGCUUUGGGAAGAAGCUGGUACGCCGGCGCAUGGUGGAUCUGAGCUCUGAGGACACACAUUUCGCUCGCUGCCUCUCCAUGCUGGACCUCAUAGCCCUGGGGGUGGGCAGCACGCUGGGGGCUGGUGUAUAUGUGCUGGCCGGGGAGGUGGCCAAGGACAUGGCUGGUCCCUCCAUCAUCCUCUGCUUCCUGGUGGCUGCUUUCUCAUCAGUACUGGCUGGACUCUGCUAUGCAGAGUUUGGGGCCCGCGUCCCCAAGGCCGGCUCUGCCUACCUCUACAGCUAUGUCACCGUUGGUGAGAUCUGGGCUUUCAUAGCCGGCUGGAACCUCAUCCUCUCCUACGUGAUAGGCACAGCCAGUGUGGCUCGAGCCUGGAGCGCGGCAUUCGACAACAUCAUUGGCAACCACAUCUCCACCUUCUUCAUGAACAAGACCACACUGCACGUGCCGUUGCUGGCCGAGCGCCCAGACUUCUUCACCCUGAUCCUGAUUGGGCCGCUCACCGCACUACUGGCCUUUGGCGUCAGCGAAUCAACCUUUGUGAACAAAAUCUUCACGGCGGUGAACCUAAUGGUGCUGGGCUUCGUCAUCAUCACCGGCUUCGUGAAGGGAGACAUCAAGAACUGGCAGCUCUCAGAGGAGGACUACAACCGCUUGUAUCCGAAUCCGCCGGAUGACGUCAGGAAAGAAGUCUUCGGCUCUGGUGGGUUUGUCCCCUUUGGACUGGAAGGCAUCCUGACCGGUGCUGCUACCUGUUUCUAUGCCUUUGUGGGCUUUGACUGCAUCGCCACCACAGGGGAGGAAGCCAGGAACCCACAGCGCUCAAUCCCCAUUGGCAUCAUUGUGUCCCUCCUCAUCUGCUUUGUGGCUUAUUUUGGGGUCUCCGCCGCCCUGACCCUCAUGGUGCCCUACUUCCUUCUGAACAAGGAGAGCCCCCUGCCUGAGGCUUUCAAGGCAGUGGGCUGGGAGCCUGCUCGCUAUGCUGUUGCUGUCGGCUCGCUCUGUGCCCUCUCUAGCAGCUUGCUGGGCUCCAUGUUCCCCAUGCCCCGUGUGAUCUAUGCCAUGGCAGAGGAUGGGCUGCUCUUCAAGUGCUUCUCCAAGAUCAACAGCCACACGAAGACCCCUCUCUUAGCCACCGUCACCUCAGGGUUCUUGGCAGCGGUGAUGGCCUCUCUGUUUGACCUGAAGGGCCUGGUGGACCUCAUGUCAAUCGGCACACUGCUGGCCUACUCCCUGGUGGCGCUGUGCGUGCUCAUCCUCCGGUACCAGUCCAGGCAGCUGAACUCCCCGAAGGCCAUGGAAAUGCUGGAGCUGAAUGGGAACGAGGAGGAGAGGGUGAUUAUGAACCCAACCAUCACCACCACCAGCGCGCAGCAGAAAGAGACGCUGUCCCCAGCGAUGCUCUUCAACCCUCCCACAGACACCCCCACUGCGCUCUCGGGGCGCAUUGUCUACAUCUGUGUCUUGGUCAUUGCCAUGCUGAUCACGGUCAUCUGCGUGGUCCUGACUUUCAAGGUGACCGCACUGAAGGAUGCCAGUGUGGGCUGGAUUGUGGCCCUGGUGCUGCUCUUCGUGGCGCUGCUCAUUCCCACCAUCAUUGUUUGGAGGCAGCCGCAGAGCAACACACGGUUGAACUUCAAAGUACCUUUCCUCCCACUCCUGCCCAUCUUUAGCAUCUUCAUUAACAUCCUGCUCAUGGUACAGCUGAGUGCUGACACCUGGAUUUGUUUUGCCAUCUGGAUGGCUGUGGGUUUUACGAUUUACUUCGGCUAUGGGAUUCGGAACAGCGUGCAAGGGAAGAAGGCAGAGGAACCCUGUGCCACAAUAGAAAAGCCUCUGCACCACCCUGGACUGGACCUCAACCCCGUGGCUGCUGUGGUCUGAGGGACUGGGCACCGGCACUCUGUGGACGUCUGCCAGUAUUCCUGCUCGGGUACAAAGUUAUGAUCUGUAUAGUACAUCCAAGCCCUCUCCCAGGGGGAGCGAGUCCCGGAGUCAGGACUGUGGAGCUGUGUCGUGCGCUGCCCUUUCCCCUGACAGAGCAAAAGUUACGGAGACAAGUUCCCGGGCCAGGUGGGAGCACUGGUGGCCCGGGGCUGGUCUGUGCCAUCCCCCCAACCCUGCUGAGGGGCAGUGACACUGGCAUGGCCCUCAUGCUGUGGAAGCUGCUGUCAAAAAUGCUGCUUUCCCUGCACACAGGAAGCCCCAUGUGAUGGUGCAGCUGUAUUUGUUCUCUCUGUCUAUGUGGCUGUGGUCAGGACCUCCUCUCCGUCUUUUCCAAGUGCUGGGCGUGUACAUAGCAGCCAUAGAUGUAGCUGUGUGACCAGGCUUGGGGCAGCUUGUUCUGGUACUGCCAGCAUUCUGGUGCUCCCUGGCAGCAUGGAGCUCAGCUGGCCAAAACUCUGUUUGUGCCUGGGAUUUGUGAUUUGCAUCCCCAUUUGCUGAGCCCUGUGCUGCCGUGGCCAUGCUGCUUGGUGUCAGCAUCUAGCUCAGAUGUCUGUGAAGAUGUCCACAGUGUAGCCAUACCAAUGUCCAACCUUGUAUGCCGUUGUAGAAUUGUUGUUUUAAUGUUGAC